Molecule: messenger RNA, 1314 nt
Organism: Trichomonas vaginalis G3
Lineage: Eukaryota; Parabasalia; Trichomonadida; Trichomonadidae
Product: regulation of response to stimulus
Exons: 1
Coding region: 1-1314 (437 amino acids)
Source: RefSeq, a predicted model, not a curated record
AUGUAUAAUAAAGACAAAACAAGGCUAAUCAUGUGCUUAAAAAAGAGUGAUACUUAUAAUAUUCCAGAAUCAGUCCAAUAUAUCAAAGAAAAUGCAUUCAAAGGAAAUACUAUAUUAACUAAAGUUGUUUUUCAAUCAAAUUCAAACUUGAAAGAAAUCGGAAAGUCUGCGUUUGAAGAUUGCAGUUUGUUGUCAAAUAUUAAUAUCCCAAUAUCCACUAUUAAUUUCCUCGAUAAAGCAUUUUCUAAAUGCCGCGCGAUCAAAACGGUUUUCUUUGGAAAUAAAUUAGAAAAGAUAGAAGCAAACUGCUUUUAUUUAUGCACAUCUCUUCAAUCAAUAAGCUUCAAUCCUUGCGAUAAAAACGCUAGUAUAAAUGCAAAUGCUUUCCAAGGAUGCUCCAGCAUAACAUCAUUGACAUUAGCUGAAGGAAUUUAUAGCAUUGAUAUGUAUUGUUUCGCAGAUUGCACAAAAUUAGAAUCUGUAAAUCUUCCAUCUUCAUUGGUUUAUAUUGGAAUUUAUGCAUUUGCCAAUACAGCUGUUGAAACGGUCACAUUUGCAGCUUCGAGCUCAAUGACAAAUAUAAGUCAAUAUUCCUUCUCAGGAAUGAAGAAACUUCGUGAUAUCCAAAACAUUCCAUCCACGAUUGUCGAGAUUGGCUCAAAUGCGUUCGAAUUAACAAUGAUUUCUUCAUUUACAGUUCCAAUGUCAACAGUCAAUCUAUCAGACAGUGUCUUUCGUGGAUGCUCAUCCAUGACUGUUUUUACGAUUCCAUCAGACUGUGCAUUACAGAAUAUUGGCUAUUUCAUCUUUGAUGGUUGUUUAUCAUUACAACGAAUUGAGUGUAUCAACAGCGAAUAUUUUGUGGUUGACAAUGGUGGUCUUUUCAAUAAAGAGAGGACAUCAUUGAUUUGUUUUCCGCCAGCUUCACCAAUCAAUUUCUUCAGUUUCUCACAGAAUGUUAGGAGUAUUGCGCCAAGUGCUUUCUACAGCUGCAAGAAUCUCCAAGGUGUUUUGAUCCCAGAUAACUCUAUCUCCAGUAUCGGCCACUCCGCGUUUGCACACUGCACAUCACUGAAGUACAUCAAUAUUCCUCUUUGUGUCAAGACUAUUGAAUCUUCUGUUUUCAUCGGAUGCAGUAAUCUUCGCUGCGGCAUUAUUGUUCAAAAUACAUCAGUCUCAUUCCGACAAUCUUUGAUUGAAUCUAGUUUUCUCAGUCCUACCGUUCUCAAAGAUUGCGCAUUGAUCACAUGUAAAAACGAUUUUUUCAAAUCAUUAAUUCCUAACUCUUUUCUUUAUGUCUUUAUUAUAAUGUAA